Besnoitia besnoiti is the source of this 1203-nucleotide messenger RNA. RefSeq names its product S15 sporozoite-expressed protein. The transcript is spliced from 4 exons. Bases 1 to 1203 code for a protein of 400 amino acids. The record is from RefSeq and is a predicted model, not a curated record. Lineage: Eukaryota; Apicomplexa; Conoidasida; Eucoccidiorida; Sarcocystidae.
AUGGAACGCUUGGGCACUUGCCGGUUUGACCCUCUUUCUGAGGUGGCACUACCGUCCGGUAUUGUGAUGUGGACGCCUCAUCAAUACUACGACGGUGCUGGUUGGGUUGCGUUACCAGAACGCGAGAAGUUAAUCAUGCGGCCGACGCGAUGGGCAGACGCUCGCCUCCGUUUUCUAGACCCCGUAGACGAGCUCCCUGACGUCUUUAAAACCGUUCAGUCCGGCGCUUUCGACGUAAAGUGCUGGAGCAGAGGCGACUGCCAACUGGGUAUCGAAGGAGACAAGACGGUUUUUAUUAAGGCGCCCUUCGCGAACGACGUGGCUGUGUACGUGCAUCCGGAUCGCCUUCCAGCGUUUCCCAAGUCGUGGAAACCUCUCGUUUUUCUCCUCAACGAAUCGGUCGGGACGUUUCGUCUGACGGAGAACCUGUGUCUCGUCCUGACUGUGCAGCAGGACAAGACUAUGAGCAUCAGCUGCGUGGACUACAAUGGGGGAUUUGCGUGCGCACACCCCAAGACCAAUGUCGCCGCCGCGUACGGCUCCUACGUCGUGAAGGGCUUUGAGAAGCUUCCGCAGUGUGAAGUGAUUCCCAAGAUGGUAACCUCUUCUGGAGACUGGGGGUUCUUCGUCCAAUUCUACGAGUGGGGUUUCCUCUUCAUCCCAAAGAGUGUCGAGCUCAUCCGGCCCCAGUCUGUGUUAGGCGCUGUCGGUGUGGGCAGGAGGGUGGAGACUGUUGGCUUGAUCUUCCACCCUCCGAACAUGUUCAUUCACGUGAAAUUGGAUAUCCCGCCCAAGACCACGCGCAAUAUAGAGUUCGGGAAGCACUUUCAGAUAACGGCGAAGAAAACCAGCGAGACGGACAUCGAGGUAUACCUCGUGCUUGACAACCAGCUGGCCAAAUACAGCUACUCCUUCGACAUCCGCGUCAACAAGCCAGAAAAACCCAAGCACACAGACCACAUUCACUUCAAGUGCAACGUGGAACCGGACGAAAAGAAGAAAACUGACCCGAAGUACAAACUCACUGCCAGCAAGGACUCUGCUGUUCUUAUGGGACAAGGCUGCCCGUCCGGCUCCCCCAGUGAACAACUCGUCAACGAGCAAGUCAUUGCGUACUACGACGCCGAAAUCUGCAUGUACUACACUCAUCCACCCGCCCUGAAGCUCAGCAAGGCGUUCGCCGACGUUGCCAUUUGCGAGUGA